Molecule: messenger RNA, 802 nt
Organism: Paramecium pentaurelia
Lineage: Eukaryota; Ciliophora; Oligohymenophorea; Peniculida; Parameciidae
Source: the annotation of a GenBank genome assembly
AUGAUUUAAGCAUCUGAACAAUAUAUUGAAUAAGUAACAGAUUUAUAAUUGAUCAAUAAAGAAAUGUUAAAGGAUAACUUUUUAAAAAAGAUGAGAAAUAGAGAAAACAUCAGAUAAAAUUAUAUUGAAAAAAGAAAAAGUAUAAAUCCCUUGAAUUAUUUACUUUUAGAAAUUAAAUUACAAUAAGACACAAGACCUAAAUUUGAAGAUUUAAUUUGUCCUAUUUGUUUAGAAAUCUUUUAAAAAGUUACUACUACUUAAUGUGGUCAUGCAUUUUGUGAAAUGUGCAUAUUUGAUAGUUUAAUGAGAAAAGCAGUAUAUAGUUAUUUUAAUAAGAGGAAUGUCCUGUUUGUAGAGUGAAAAUUAAAACACACUCAUUCUAAUAUUGUGAAAGUUUUGAUAAUAGAAUCAUUGAUUUAGUUAAUUAAUAUGGAGAUAAAACAUAAAUUGAACAUUUUAGAAAUAGACAAUAGGAGAUGGAAUAAUGGAAUAAAUCUAAAUUGUAUAUAGAUAUUACUAAAUUAGAGUAGAAUGUUUGGUUAUAAAUUAAAAAGUUGAUAUAAUGGAUUAAUAAUUUAUAUGGUGUGUGGCAACAAUAUAAUAAAUUAGUAAAAAGGAACUAUUUAUUCAUUAUGAUGGAUGGGGAAAAGAGUAUGAUGAGUUCAUUCCAUUAUAAUCAAACAGAAUUGCUCCUUUAGGACUUUAUACUAAUAGAGAUGAUAUUCCAAAAUAUUAACAUGAACAAAGACAAUUUGCUGAUAUAAUAGAAUAUAUUAAUUAAUCAGAAUGGUGAACUCUCAAC